Messenger RNA from Penaeus indicus, 1314 nucleotides. RefSeq names its product N-acetylneuraminate lyase-like. NCBI's taxonomy places the organism in Eukaryota, Metazoa, Arthropoda, Malacostraca, Decapoda, Penaeidae. Bases 119 to 1036 code for a protein of 305 amino acids. The transcript has 9 exons. Gene Ontology annotation, molecular function: N-acetylneuraminate lyase activity. Gene Ontology annotation, biological process: N-acetylneuraminate catabolic process. The record is from RefSeq and is a predicted model, not a curated record.
UUGAGUUGCAGUGGUAGUCAGGUCCUGGUGGGUAUAAGAACAUAUUGUAUAGUUCUCACCCUGUCACUGGAGGUUCGACUUUAUUCUGUUUGAUUAGAGGACCUGUAGAUCAGCAGCCAUGGCCAAAUUCACCUUCCACGGAAUGAUGGCGCCGACUUUCGCUCCCUUUCACAGCGAUGGAUCGCUGAACCUCGACGUUAUCCCUGCCUACGCGAAGCACCUGCGGAAGACGGGUGUUACAGGGGCGUGGGUGAAUGGCACGGCAGGCGAAGGGAUGUCCAUGACCGUGGCUGAGAGGAAGAAGUUAGCCGAAGCCUGGCUGGCCUGCAAGAAGGACGUGGGCACCGUGAUUAUCCAGUGUGGGGCAGGAUGUCUACUGGAUACUCAGGAGCUGGCCAGACACGCCGAGUCCCUAGGGGCGUGUGGAAUAGCGGUCUUCCCCUGCAUCUUCGACAAGCCCCGGAGCACCGAUGAACUCGUAGACUACAUGGUGGAGGUGGCGAAGGCAUGUCCACGCACACCGCUCUUCUAUUAUCACAUCCCCAUGAAGACUCAGGUUAAUCUGUCCAUGAGCGAGUUCCUGCAGAAGGGCGUUGAGCGAAUCCCAACCUUGUCUGGCCUCAAGUUCACCGACGGAGAUGUGUCUGGCGAAGGGAAGAAGUGUCUGGAGGUGUCCGGCCGUUCACUCACCAUCUUCAACGGCUUUGACGAGCACCUCCAGGAAGCCGUCAGUCAAGGCUUCAGCUGCGGCGUGAACGUGUGCUACAACUUCAGCGCGCAUCAUGCAGCUGAUAUUUUCUCCCUCAUGAAAGCAGGCAAAGACGAGGAAGCCAGGGAAGCUCAGAAGGCCAUUGUCAACCUGCUGGGGGUCAUCUUCAAGCAGACUGGAGGAUUUUCGGUCGCAGGAGUGAAGGCCGCCAUGACAAUCCUGACAGGCCUCGAUGUGGGUCCUUCCCGUCUCCCUGUCAAGCCCUUCACGCCAGCCAUGAAGGAGGCACUGAAGGCUGACCUUGCCGCCCGUGGGAUGCUGAAGUAAAAGGGAAAAGGGAGAUGGUGUCUGUUGAUGAUAAUGGGUCGUGGUGAUAGGGAUGCUGGAGGAUCUCUUUGGAUAGGAUGAUAAAUGGGUACGUGUUCUCUGAAUGACGUGUGGGUAUGGCGUGUGGGUAUGUGGUUAUUUGGAUAUAGAUGCGCCUGUCAUAUGCCCAUAUCAUCGUCGUUGAGAGAUAUAUGAAUGUACUUAUGCAACGGGGGUUGUUAAAGAAUCGUUAUUUUUUUCAGCAUGCAAAUGUUUCAUAAAUAAAAAUUCAAACAUGA